Molecule: messenger RNA, 825 nt
Organism: Triticum dicoccoides
Lineage: Eukaryota; Viridiplantae; Streptophyta; Magnoliopsida; Poales; Poaceae
Product: germin-like protein 8-8
Exons: 2
Coding region: 56-745 (229 amino acids)
Molecular function (GO): manganese ion binding
Source: RefSeq, a predicted model, not a curated record
CUCAACACACAAAGCUAGCUAAGAGUUAGACAGCAUCCAUUUCACCGGCAGAAACAUGGCCUCCUUCUCUUCCUCCUGCUUCCUUCUCUGCACUGCUAUUCUUGCAUUGGUCUCAUGCCAGGCUCUAUCUUCAGAUCCUGGUCCUCUCCAAGACUUUUGUGUGGCGGACAAUAGCUCGCGUGUACUUGUUAACGGAUUCGUAUGCAAGGACCCAAAGGCCGUGACAGCGGAGGACUUCUUCCUGGCGGCCAAACUCGACAUGCCGAGAGACACAAAGAUGAGCAAGGUCGGGUCCAACGUGACCUUGAUUAACGUCAUGAAGAUUGCUGGCCUCAACACGCUUGGCAUCUCCCUCGCACGCAUCGACUACGCACCCCUAGGCGAGAACCCUCCACACACACACCCCCGUGCCACCGAGAUCCUCACCGUGCUUGAGGGUACACUCUACGUCGGCUUCGUCACGUCCAACCCGGAAAACAAGCUCUUCUCCAAGGAGCUCAGGAAGGGUGAUGUCUUUGUUUUCCCGCAAGGACUCAUCCACUUCCAGUUUAACCCCAACCCCUACAAGCCCGCGGUUGCGAUUGCCGCACUUAGCAGCCAGAACCCUGGGGCAAUUACCAUUGCCAACGCCGUAUUUGGAUCAGAGCCUAUGAUCUCGGAUGAUGUUCUCGCCAAGGCCUUUCAGGUGGAGAAGAAGACCGUGGACUGGCUCCAAGCUCAGUUCUGGGCCGACAACCACAAUUAAUUUUGUGUUGCACCGGUCGCUAGGGUUUGACGACAAAAUUGUAUUCCUUGUGGUUGUAAUUAUUUAUUGUAUCUAAUGAU